Molecule: messenger RNA, 2158 nt
Organism: Cajanus cajan (pigeon pea)
Lineage: Eukaryota; Viridiplantae; Streptophyta; Magnoliopsida; Fabales; Fabaceae
Source: RefSeq, a predicted model, not a curated record
CUGCUUGUACAAAUUAACGAGCUAUAGUGAAUAAGAAAAACAUAAACCUCUCCUAAUUCCUCUAUCCCGUAGCUUAUACACAAAAAUGAGCACAGCCCAUGUUUUUGUUAUGUUUGAGUUAAUGAUUAUUAUUAUUACAAGAGUGGAAGGUAGAUGCUUCAGUGGCUGCAGCCUUGCUCUAGCUUCCUAUUACAUACGAGAAGGCAUAGACCUGACUUACAUUAGCAACCUCUUCGGAAGGCCCACAUCGGAGAUUAUGAAGUACAACCCAAACGUGACAAACCCUGACCAGAUUAGCAGCGAAACGCGGAUAAAAGUGCCGUUUUCGUGUGAUUGCUUGAACGGUGAAUUUUUGGGGCACACUUUCUCGUACGCAACCCAACAUGGCGACACAUACAAGAUAAUUGCCAAGGAUGAUUUCUCGAACCUCACGAGCCAGGAUUGGGUGAGCAGGGUCAACAACUACCCACCCAAUGAUAUACCCGCAAGCGUCAACAUCAAUGUCACCGUUAACUGCUCCUGCGGAAACCCACACGUGUCCAAGGAUUAUGGCCUUUUCAUCACGUACCCGCUUCGCCUCGGUGACGACUUGCAAGGGCUGGCGGCAGAAUCCGGUGUGCCGGCGGAGCUCCUGCUACGCUACAACCCCAACUCGGAUUUCAGUGCCGGGCAUGGACUUGUGUUUCUGCCGGCCAAAGAUGAAAAUGGAAGCUUUCCACCAAUGCAGCUGGGAUCAUCAGGAAUGUCUAGUGGAGCCAUUGCUGGCGUAGCUGUUGGAGGAGCUGCUGGGAUCUUAAUUUUGGCACUUCUUAUAUAUGUUGGACUAAACAGAAGAAGGAAAGUGGCUGAGGCACCCCUUCUCCCACUCCCAGGAGCAUCUGGAGAUCACUGUAGUCCACUCAAUCAUGGUAUUGGUAUUGGAAGCAGCUUGGACAAGACAUCAGAAUCUUCUGCUGUUGCUUCUCCAAGGUUGACAGGGAUAACAGUGGAUAAGUCAGUGGAGUUCUCAUAUGAGGAGCUAGCCAAGGCUACUGAUGGCUUUAGCGUGGGUAAUAUAAUUGGUCAAGGUGGCUUUGGAUCUGUUUACUAUGCUGAGCUUCGGAAUGAGAAAGCUGCUAUUAAAAAGAUGGAUAUGCAAGCAUCAAAUGAAUUCCUUGCUGAACUAAAGGUUCUUACACACGUCCAUCACUUGAACUUGGUGCGGCUAAUAGGAUAUUGUGUUGAGGGCUCCUUAUUUUUGGUUUAUGAGUAUAUUGAGAACGGCAAUUUAAGUCAACAUUUGCGAGGCUCAGGGAGGGAUCCGUUAACAUGGGCAGCUAGAGUUCAAAUUGCCCUUGAUGCAGCAAGAGGACUGGAAUACAUCCAUGAGCAUACAGUUCCUGUCUACAUCCACAGAGAUAUUAAAUCAGCAAACAUUUUGAUAGACAAAAACUUUCGUGCAAAGGUUGCAGAUUUUGGUCUCGCAAAGUUGACUGAGUACGGUAGUUCUUCAUUGCAAACGCGUCUUGUGGGUACAUUUGGUUAUAUGCCUCCGGAAUAUGCACAAUAUGGUGAAGUUUCCCCCAAAAUAGAUGUAUAUGCUUUCGGAGUUGUUCUCUAUGAACUCAUAUCAGGCAAGGAAGCUAUCGUCAAGACAAACGAAUCUGAGAAUGACUCAAAAGGAUUAGUUGCCUUGUUUGAAGAAGUUCCUGGCCUGCCAGACUCAAAAGAAGAUCUUCGUCAACUUGUUGACCCUAGACUUGGUGACAACUACCCUCUUGACUCAGUACUUAAGGUGUCUCAGCUUGCUAAAGCAUGUACACAUGAAAACCCUCAACUUAGGCCAAGCAUGAGAUCAAUUGUAGUUGCCUUAAUGACACUUUCAUCUUCAACUGAGGAUUGGGAUGUUGGCUCCUUUUAUGAAAACCAAGCUCUAGUGCACCUAAUGUCUGGAAGGUAGCAAGUUCCUUUGGAAGGAUUGAAUCCCGAUUUCUGAACACCACAAUGCAUGCUUGGAUAUUAAUUUCAAUUGUGAAUUUGUAAAUAAAAGGUAUAUAUGAUAAUUAUCUACUAAUUUAUUUUUUUAAAAUAAACACUUUUUGUCACAGUGAUGCAUUGAAAUGAGGAUCCAACGUUGUCAGAUAAAGUAACUACUGCUGUCUGAUAUGUUUGAUAUAAA